CGUUUAACCCUUUGUAUGCUGUUGCGCUGUCAGCCCAGCAGAAUUCAGAGUCAUUUACGGGAAAAUGCAGAAGAAACGGGAUGUGAAAGUUGCCUCUUGACGGGGAGCGGGGCCACGUCUUCCUCAAACGAGUCAGAAAAAACAUCUUGGUUAGUGAGCGCUCAAAAUCAAGCCAGUGAGAUCCGUGUCCUGGGAGAGACGGAUACAAUCCGGGGUAAGCUGAACGUGAACCUCGUUCCAGGAGAAUCAGCCAAGAAGAAGAUGCUCCUGGCAGUGGCCAUCGUUUUCCUGACACUGGCAAACACCGUGCGAUGUGUAAACUCUCCAUGCCACUCGGCCAUGCCAGGCAUGCCAGGCAUUCCCGGGAUCCCCGGUAAAGAUGGAAGAGACGGCCAGAAAGGUGCCAAAGGUGAAUCGGGAAUCCCAGCAAGUGCACUCGGACUGAAUGAACUGAAGGGUGAAAAAGGUGUGAAAGGGUCUGUCGGUCCAAAAGGAAAGAGUGGCCCUAUGGGUCCCCCAGGGCCUCGAGGGGAUAAGGGUUUAGUAGGCCUACAAGGAGAAGGCGGAGUGCCUGGUAAUCAGAAGCGCCAGCACCAAUCCGCCUUCACCGUGGCGAGGAAAACGGCACAACUUCCGAGCAAGAACAACCCCGUCAUCUUCAACAUCGAGAUCACCAAUGACCAUAAGGAUUAUGAUGUCACCACGGGGCAGUUCACCUGCCGGACUUCAGGACUCUACUACUUUGUAUACCAUGCCUCUCAGUCGUCCAAUCUGUGCAUCUCUCUGUAUGUCGACGGCGAGACCAAAGCUAGCUUCUGCGACCACAUGUCCAACACCCACCAGGUGACAUCGGGAGGAACCCUCGUCCAGUUACUCAAGGGCCAGCAGGUAUGGUUGGCCGUCAACGACUACAAUGGUAUGAUUGGGGUGGAGGACAACGACAGCGUAUUCUCAGGGUUCCUGGUUUUUCCAGAUUAGACCCAGCAUUUUAUUAAAGGGGGGCGCUUUGACAUAUACACAGAAGCCCCAACAAAGAAUCAUUUUCCUUCUCAAGACACGAGUAAUAAUCAUUUUCUCUGCGUUUCUUUUAAUAUCUGUUAAAUCUGUAAAAUAAAAACAAUUCCAAUCUGCA
Spea bombifrons (plains spadefoot toad) is the source of this 1132-nucleotide messenger RNA. RefSeq names its product complement C1q C chain (gene C1QC). The record is from RefSeq and is a predicted model, not a curated record. Gene Ontology annotation, molecular function: protein binding. The transcript has 3 exons. NCBI's taxonomy places the organism in Eukaryota, Metazoa, Chordata, Amphibia, Anura, Pelobatidae. The coding region runs from base 16 to 978 and encodes 320 amino acids.